Messenger RNA from Cherax quadricarinatus, 2143 nucleotides. NCBI's taxonomy places the organism in Eukaryota, Metazoa, Arthropoda, Malacostraca, Decapoda, Parastacidae. The record is from RefSeq and is a predicted model, not a curated record.
AUGCAGCAGUAUAGGCUCCAGCAUAUCAACUCAAGCAGUGCCACCUCCACCAGCAUUAACUCCAUCAGUACCAACUCCAGCAGCAUCAGCUACAGCAGUCCCAGUUCCAGCAGUACCAGUUCCAGCAUUAACAGCUCCAGCACUACCACCUUCAGCAACAUCAGCCCCACCAGUACCAGCUCCAGCAGUACCAGUUCCAGCAGUACCACCUUCAGCAUCAGUUCCAGCAGUACCACCUCCAGCAGAAUCAGCUCCAGGAGUAAGAGCUCCAGCAGUACAAGGUCCAGCAGUAUUAGCUCCAGCAGUACUGCCUCCAGCUAUAUCAGUUCCAACAGUAUCACCUCCAUCAGAAUCAGCUCUAUUAGUUCCAGUUUCAGAAUUAUCAGCUUCAGCAGUUCAACGUCCAGCAGUAUUAACUCCAGCAGUAUCUGCUCUCUCAGCUCCACCUUCAGAAAUAUCAGCUCCGGCAGUAUUAUAUCCAGCAGUAUCAGCUCCAGUACUACCGGCUCCAGGAGUACCUACUCCAGUAGCUUCACCUCCGACAGUACCAGCUCCAGCAGUACCAACUCCAGCAGCAUCAGCUCCAGCAGUAUCAGCUCCAGGAGCACCAGCUCCAGCAGUACAAACUCCAGCAGCAUCAGCUCCAGCAGUACUAGCUCCAGCAGUACUAGCUUCAGCAGUACUAGCUUCAGCAGUAUCAACUCCAUCAGCAUCAGCUCCAGUAGUAUCAGCUCCAGUAGUACUAGCUCCAGCAGUACCAACUCCAUCAGCAUCAGCUCCAGCAGGGCUACCUCCAGUAGCACCAGCUCCGGAAGUACCAGGUCCAGCAGUAACAUCUCCAGCAGUAUCAGCUCUAGCAGUAUCAGUUUCAGCAGCAUCGGCUCCAGCAAUACCAGGUCCAGGAGCAUCAGAUCCAGCGGUAUCAGCUUCAGCAGUACCCCCUUAAGCACUAUCAGCUCCAGUAGUAUCAGCUCCAGAAAUACCAGCUCCAUUAACUUAAGCUCCGGCAGAACCAGCUCAAGUGGUACCAUCUCCAGCGGUAUAAUAUUCAGCAGUACCAGCUCUAUUAGCUUCAAUUGCAGUAGUACCAGCUCAUUCACUACCAGUUCCAGCAGUGUCAGCUCCAGCAGUACCAAGUUCAACAGUAUCAGCUUCAGUAGUACCAGCUCCAUCACUACCAACUCUAGCAGUAUCAAUUCCAUCAGUACCGGUUCCAGUAGAAUCAGGUCCAGUAGUAUCAGCUUCAUGAGAAUCAGCUCUAUUAGUUCCAACUCCAGAAUUGUCAGCUCCAGCAGUUCCACCUCCAAAUGUAUCAGCUCAAGCCAUAAGAGCUUCCACAGUAUCACAUCCACUAGUAUCAGCUCCGGCAAUAUCAGAUCCAGCACUACUAGCUCCAGUAACAUCAGCUCCAGCAGUAUCAGUUAUAGCAGUAUCAGCUCCAGCAGUAGCAGCUCCGGAUGUAUCACCUCCAGCAGCUUUAGCUCCAGCAGCAUUAGCUACAGUAGUAGCAUCUCCAGUACUGUCAGCUCCAGCACUACUAGUUCCAGCAGUAUCAGCUCCAGCAGUGCCACUUCCAGCAGUAUCAGUUCCAGUAGUACCAGCUCCAUUAGUUUCAACUGCAUUAGUACUAGCUCAUUCACUACCAGCUCCAGCAGUGUCAGCUCCAGCAGUACCAAGUCCAACAGUAUCAGCUUCAGUAGUACCAGCUCCAUCACUACCAACUCUAGUAAUAUCAGUUCCAUCAGUACCGGCUCCAGUAGAAUCAGGUCCAGUAGUAUCAGCUCCAUGAGUUCUGCCUCCAUGAGAAUCAGCUCUAUUAGUUCCAGCUCUAGAAUUAUCAGCUCCAGUAGUUCCACCUCCAAAUAUACCGGCUCAAGCCAUAAGAGCUUCCAUAGUAUCACAUCCACUAGUAUCAGCUCCUGCAAUAUCAUAUCCAGCACUUCUAGCUACAGUAACAUCAGCUCCAGCAGUAUCAGUUAUAGCAGUAUCAGCUCCAGCAGUAUCAGUUACUAGCAGUAUCAGUUCCAGCAGUAGCAGCUCCAGAUGUACCACCUCCAGCAGCUUUAGCUCCAGCAGCAUUAGUUACAGUAGUAGUAUCUCCAGUAGUGUCAGUUCCAACACUACUAGUUCCAGCAGUAUCAGC